AAAAAAAAAAAAAAAAAAAAAAAGCCCUAUUUUGUAUCACAACCAUUUCAGACCAGAAUCAAAGGCGUCUGUCUUUUUAAAAGUGGCCACGAGCCCAAUAGAAAACCAACUCGCCUACGUGGGCUCUUUGUAUUGGGCCUAGUUCCUUGAGUUUGUAUUUGUAAAAUGGCCCAUUAAAUGGACAACCCGAUCCACCAGAUCCAUUAGCCGUCGCAAUAUGCUAGCCAGAUUUUCCGCGCAAAAGGCUGAGGAUUCAAAAACAAAAGAAAAACAAUUCCUUCCUUCGCUGUUUCACAUUCUCCUCUCCAGAUCCCAUUAAUAAAAAAAUCUAAAAAUCUCCAUCUCUAAGCUUCAGAAAUGGAUCACUUCCGCCAUUUGACUUUCGAAACCUCGAAAAUUGUACCCUUGUCUAUAUUAUUCAAACUCGCUGGACGGUACUGUCAUCUCCCUCCUGGAAUUUCGCUCUGCUCUCUCUUUCUUCUCUCUUCAGCUCCAAGUUGGCUUCUUUAUCUCUUUCUUUUUGUAAACCACGGUUUUGAUUUCUUUUCUUUCUGUUUUGAUUUGAUUCAGUUCCCUUUGCGUGUUCUUUAAAAAGAUCCCAUCAAGUUCACGUCUUUUGCAUGAGUUUCAACUUCUUUUCACUUUUCAAUUCCCUUUUUUGCACAUUUUAAAAAGUUUUUUGGGUAAUUUAGAUUUCUUCAAAGAUAUAAAUAUAUACAGUCCCGAAGAUCAUAUUCUAUAUUGGGUGUUGACAUGUCUGAUUUUAAGUUAGAAGUUGUUAUUUCCAAUGAUUGUGAUGAAUCAGUGGACCAUGUGAGUGAAAAGUCGACUUUAGAUGAAAAAUUUAAUGCUGCAGAAAAGAUUCUGAAUGGUUUUGGAAAGCAAGAUAACCGGUCAACUGGCAAUUUUGCAACAAAUGCAGAACGUAGAGCUGUAGGUGACAGGUUCUUUAGAGAGAAUCAUGCAACACAUGGUGCCAAAAUCAGUGCUCUGUUUAAUGGAGAUGAAAAACGCGAACAUGGAUCAGGAAGAAAAUCUGGACCUCUUUUGUCCGGAACAGCUUACUGCAUUUCCUCUUGCAGCAUGAUUUUGUUGAACAAAGUUGUUCUGUCAAGUUACAAUUUCGAUGCAGGAAUAUCUCUUAUGUUAUAUCAAAAUUUGAUAUGCUGUGUGGUUGUUGCCAUUUUGGGUUUUUGUGGAGUUGUUUCAGUGCAGAAGCUUAACUGGAAACUAAUAAAGGUCUGGAUCCCUGUCAAUGCAAUCUUUGUUGGCAUGCUUGUAUCAGGCAUGUAUAGUUUGAAAUACAUAAAUAUUGCAAUGGUGACAAUUCUGAAGAAUAUGACAAACAUUAUGACAGCAAUUGGGGAGUUAUAUAUUUUCCGGAAACAUCAGAAUCAGAAAGUGUGGGCUGCCAUGAUUUUGAUGAUUAUCUCUGCUAUCACUGGUGGUAUUACAGAUCUUUCAUUUGAUGCAACGGGUUAUGCAUGGCAACUCAUGAAUUGCAUUCUAACAGCAAGUUACUCAAUUACCCUGCGGCGGGUAAUGGAUAAAGCAAAGCAGUCAACCAGAAGCGGAUCUCUUAAUGAAAUUUCAAUGGUGUUGCUGAAUAAUUUGUUGUCUCUACCAUUUGCCAUCUUCUUGAUUCUGGUGUUUGAUGAAUGGGAAUAUGUGAUUAAUGCAGAUGUGAUCAAAUUGCCAUUGUUCUGGGUUGUUGCAACAGCUAGUGGAUUGCUUGGACUUGCCAUUAGCUUCACCUCUAUGUGGUUCUUACGCCAAACUGGCCCCACAACUUAUAGUUUGGUGGGUUCACUGAACAAGAUUCCCAUCUCUAUUGCUGGUCUAGUGUUGUUCAAGGUUCCCCUUAGUCUAUCAAAUUUGUUCAGUAUACUAUUUGGUCUAUUUGCUGGAAUAUUCUUUGCCAGGGCCAAAAUGUCCUGAUCCUAGAAUCAGAUCAUUGCAUAUAUUUGAUAACAGGGAAGAACCAGUGACAUAGCUUCCGGUUGCUGAUUGACAAAUUAAACCUUGAAUCAAUACUUCCUUCCCACAGCUUGGAAGAAGCAGAAGCUUAGAGGCAGGUAGAGGUAAUAUACUUGGUAAAGUAAUAAUUGAUUGAUAGGCAUCAAAGAUUUGGGGAGGAUCAUGUCCUUGGAAAUUUACAAGCUUCACCGUUACCGUUGUGCAUAGAUAGAGGCAUUCUUAAUUUCUUAUUGAUUUUUUUAUAAGCAAUUUCUUGUUGACUAUCGAGAAGGAUAAGAUAUAUCAUCUUGAAAUUCAUUACACAGAAUGUAUUCUUUCUGAAAGAAGCUUAUGUGAGAGAAUAUGAAAUAGUAUUGUUUUGUUUGAA
This is a messenger RNA of Manihot esculenta (cassava), 2344 nucleotides long. Its product is annotated as GDP-mannose transporter GONST2. The transcript is spliced from 10 exons. Gene Ontology annotation, molecular function: antiporter activity; GDP-mannose transmembrane transporter activity. The record is from RefSeq and is a predicted model, not a curated record. The coding region runs from base 754 to 1938 and encodes 394 amino acids. Gene Ontology annotation, cellular component: Golgi apparatus. Lineage: Eukaryota; Viridiplantae; Streptophyta; Magnoliopsida; Malpighiales; Euphorbiaceae.